Messenger RNA from Gryllus bimaculatus (two-spotted cricket), 330 nucleotides. The record is from the annotation of a GenBank genome assembly. Lineage: Eukaryota; Metazoa; Arthropoda; Insecta; Orthoptera; Gryllidae.
AUGCCGCGAAUAGCGGCAGAGAGCGAGCGCGAGUGGGCGGCGGGCGGCGCGGCGGCGGCGGCGCUGGUGGAGCGGCUGGUGCUGCGGCUGGUGAGCGGCGCCGGGGCGCUGGACGCGCGCUUCGCCUGCAAGUUCCUCGCCACCCUCGACUCGCCCACGCACCGCGCGCACGCGCCCGUGAGUCGCAGCUCUCGCUCUACUCAGGCUACGUCUUCUUCAUGGUGUUCGUUAGAGCUUCAACGUGUGAUCUAUCCGAUCGGCGUCGGUUCUCUCAUCUCUGCCCCAAAGGGCACCACCCCAGUUCGGACGGGCUCCAAGUUCUCGACUUAG